AUGGCCGACGCCUCCGACCAGGCCCCCUACGGCGACGAGCACCGGUCGGGAGACGACGCCCGACGCACCUACACACCGUACCAGGCGGAGGGCCUCAGCGUGCUCUCGCCCCGCGCGCUCUACGACCUGCCGACCUCGCCGGAGCUGCUGUUCCACGAGGAGCGGCGCAAGGGCCGCACCUGGGGCGAGAACCUCACCAUGUACACCGGCUGCGGCUACCUCGCCGGCUGCGCGUCGGGAGCGGUCGUCGGGCUGCGGCGCGCCGCGGCCGAGUCCCAGCGCGGCUAG
Messenger RNA from Miscanthus lutarioriparius, 288 nucleotides. Lineage: Eukaryota; Viridiplantae; Streptophyta; Magnoliopsida; Poales; Poaceae. The record is from the annotation of a GenBank genome assembly.